Messenger RNA from Naegleria fowleri, 897 nucleotides. RefSeq lists its product as uncharacterized. The record is from RefSeq and is a predicted model, not a curated record. NCBI's taxonomy places the organism in Eukaryota, Heterolobosea, Eutetramitea, Acrasida, Naegleriidae. The transcript has 2 exons. Bases 1 to 897 code for a protein of 298 amino acids.
AUGGGCUCAAUAUGUAGCUCCCUGGAAUAUUCGACAGAUUCCUCAAAUACUUCCCCCAAUUCCAAAUAUAAUUUAUACAAAACGACAAACAUUGCCUCCGACCAUCAUCAUAACAACAACACUCACCAUCAUAACCACAACAACAACAAUACACUGUCGAAUGGUGGCUACAAUUCAAGCCAUAGUACGGGUGGAUACCUUACAGAAAUGGAGUCCUCGCAGCAAAAUUCAACAACGAUCCAGAUUCGGGUGACCUCAACAAAUUCCGUAAGCACUAACAAGAACACAUCAUCUUCGACUGGUAAAAUAAGGUCUUCUAAGGAAAGUGAAACCGGGUCGAAUCAAUCGAAUGUUUCCUCAAACUCCCAUAAAGCGCAAAUACCGCAUUCAAUAUCCUCUUCCAAUAUUCGAGUACAACCAGUAGAUUGGGAUCCCAUUGCCUUCGCCGAAAUGGAAAUUGAGAAACGACAGAGAGAUCCACGAACUUCAACAUUAAGACAAUCUUUGGAAAUGUUCAGGUUUCCUUCCAGGGCUUCCUCGUUGAAUGGAGCUCAGGUCAUUCUCAGACAAUUUUCUCAUUUUGGAACUUUAAAAACUACUCGACCUAUUGAAGAAUCUGAAAAGAGAAGUUUUGCCGAGAAUGUUCUCAAUUUACUCACCAAGAUGGGAGAAUUCAACUUUAAGGAUUUUCCCACGUUUGUUGGAAUGAAAGUCACUGAAGUACUCAUGCAUCUCUUUACCAUUAGUGACUUUAAAGCUAAAAAAGAUUACAUUGAGAAACAAAAUGCUAAAAAAUAUGAAAAUGAAAUCAAGACAGAACCUAUCACGUGGAAUAGUUUGACAUACAUAAGCAAAGAUGCCUAUAAGAAGAAGAAGAGCUUACUCCAGCUCACUUAG